AUGUUUGGAGAUCGUCAGCUGUCUGUCAUUAGUCCAGCCACCAGGGAUAAGGAAGUCUUCAAAUGGAUCCCCUGCAGGCCAGGGGAAAUCAAGGAUGAGAACUCAGAAAUUGUUGACGUUAUCAGUUGGGUAGUGUCUGAUGUCAAAGAAAUGUCCGAAAAUCCAGCACUGGUUGGGCUUCUCAAAGAAACGGACAGGAGCUCCUAUGAUGAUGUAUCGAAACUUUGUGAUGUGUACAAUAAAGCUAUCAUAGAUCUUUGGGACACGUGGAUUGAGGAAAAUACUGUUCCUGAAUUUUUCAACCGAAAAGCUUCCCGUGGUCAUGUUCAGUUCAUUCUUCUUCAGUGUUAUAAUCGAGCUGUAUCAGAUCCGGAUAAACUGAAUCAAUAUCCACCUUUUUCGCCUCAAGUGUAUGGGGAGACUUCCUUCGAACUUAUUUCACAGAUGAUCGACACGAUCGCAGUUACUAGUGACGACGUAUUUAUCGAUCUUGGGAGUGGUGUUGGUCAAGUUGUCCUUCAAGUAUGUGCCUCUACUGAUGCGAAAUUUUGCUACGGAAUUGAAAAGGCUGAAUAUCCCGCUAAUUGCGCAUCGCGUCUUGACUCAACUUUCCGUCACUGGAUGAGCUUUUACGGAAAGUCUUAUCGACCCUACACGUUGGAACGCGGAGAUUUUCUAUCAGCGGAGUACCAAGAGAAAAUAACAAAUGCUGGCGUCCUUUUUGCAAACAACUUUGCCUUUGGUCCAGAGGUGGAUCACCAGCUGAAGCAAAGGUUCGCUAACCUUAAAGAAGGUGCUCGGAUAAUCUCUUCAAAGGCUUUCUGUCCUUUAAAUUUCAGAAUCACUGAUAGGAAUCUCGGAGAUAUUGGAUCGAUCAUGCGUGUGAGCUGUUUAAACCCAAUCCAAGAUGCAGUUUCAUGGACUGACAAACCAUUUAGCUAUUAUGUUCAUACAAUUGAUCGUUCGCUGUUAGAACAAUAUUUUGCUCGUUUAAAAAAUCCGAAAUCUAAAAAUGAAAAUCGGACCGUUCGUCGCGAUCGUAAGGGUCGUGUAAUUUCUGAGGCAACUAUGCGAGAAGGUUCAAUCCAGUUAACAUUAAAUGCUAGCGAUAACAAUCAACAUAACACAAAUGGUAACGUCAGUCAUAAAGCUAAGAGGUCAUCAACUAUCAUAAAACAUCGUUCGAGUACUUCCCGGUGCUUACCAAAAAAGUCAGCAUCUCUACCUGAAGUAACAGCUAGUUCUCCUUCAGAGUUGAUCUCUGUUAAAGGAAGAAAGCUGAGUUUACAAAAUUAUUUAUCAAAGAAUGAAACUAUUAGUCGCCAAAUCACUAAUGGAUCCAUGGUUGUGCAUAGAAUAAAACAAUGUGAAUUACCACAUUUACAAUCAGAACUUAAGCGUUCUCAUGUUCAACAUAAAGACAAUCAGUCACCUCUUGAUAUUUUCACACUAUCGAAUGAUACUAGUAAUGCAGGUCUAGUUGAAUCUCAUGUUGAUACGCAACUAGCGUCAUUAACUUCAGGUGGACCAAUAGCCUGUGGUAAUAAUGAAGACGAGAAACAAUUUCGUAAAGUUAUUCGACAUUUGUUAGAUGAUCCUUGCGAAUCUCACUCAUUAUCAAAGUCAGAUAAUGUCAAACAGAGUGUACGUCGUAAAAGCAAAACAAUUGAAAAUGAUAACAAGUUAACAUUUAAUUAUCCAGUUAUUGAUGAUUACCUAAGUUUACAUUCAUCAUCAUGUCACGAUCAGCGCGAUAGUCGAAAUUCUUCGUCAUCACCGUAUGUUUCUUCAUUAUCGUCGGCUAAUCGAUCUCCGAAUUCUCAAAUCGAUGAAAUCACUUCUUUGAAUAGCUUGACAAAACGUUCUGAUCUGGGAUUAAAAUCAGUUCAAUCACCUGAUCUUUCUAUUUUCCCAGAAAAUAAACUAGAUAAGGAUGAACAUGAGGAUUCUUUUCAUAUACGUAUUAAAUUCAAAAUAUCUAAUUCACCAAGUGGUCAAAACCACCCAUUCAGUGUUAAAAUCAAACCUCCGUGUAAUGGUGAUAACACGUCCAAUAGACUAAGUAGUCCUGAAAACUCCAAUGAUAGAAGCGACACUAAUGUCAUAAAUAAGGACCAUCCUAAUAGCGUAGCUAAUCGUCGUAUACUUCGUAAAUGUCGACAAAUGUUAAGUGAUGAUUCGUCAUCAUUAAAUGUUACAAAUUUUAAAAAUUCAAACAAUCGAACAAUAGCCUUGCGAAAACGAAUGCAAAAUCAAUUCAUGGAUUCGGGGAACCAUAAUAAAUCCCCAUCAGUGCAUUCUAAUUCUUACAAAACGAAUAACAAUAAAUUAAAGUAUACACGUAGAUAUUCACGUGAUAAAUUAAGUCACAAUAUGAAUGUUUUACACGAUUACACUGUAACACAUGUGCAAUCCCAGCUAACACCAACUCAGUUUGGAUUGAAUGACAAAAGACUUCCUACAUACACAUGUCAUUACCAACCUGUGGAUGUGUAUACAGAAAGCAGUGCAACCCAACUGAGUGACUCAAACUUGUCUGAUCCUCAUACAGGAUAUAAUAAAGCACCGGUACCGUUCGCACUUACACAAUAUUUGGAAUUGACUAAACAAGCAUUUAUGGACCAUUUUGCCAUGCUACAUUCCCCCGCCUACGCAUCAGCAAUUCAAUCAGAACUUGAGCGCGAACACAAUCGACAAGCUGAGUUAUUAAAACACACAAAAUUUUUGGAACAGUCUAUCGCUAAGUUGCAUUCAGAUGGGACAGAUUUAUUAAAUCGGUUCACAAAACGCCUAGGUAUCCUAAUCACCACACCGGCUGCAUUUUUCUCUCAAGCUCGAAGGUUAAUCAAACAGCAUCAUGUUUUGGAAGAGAAGAUUGCUGAAUUUCGAAGGCAGAUAUCACUACUAUCAUCUGCCAAUCAAGAAUUAGUGAGACGUCACCAUAUUGAGGCUGCACGUCUUUUAGCCACUGCAACAGCGAUUAAAUCAGAUAAUUCAUUUCAAAAUCAACAUCCUACAUUGAAUAAGUUAUUCUGCUCUGAAAACGAUGUUAAAGUAACUGAAAUAAAUAAAAAUGGAUUUUAUUAUAAUUCUGACAAUAUGUUACCAUCUUCCACUUCUUCUGAAUCAAAUUAUCGAAAUGCUGUUUUGCUGAACUCAGUAGUGAUACCACCACCACCAUCGUUAACUAAAGUUUCUCAUAAUACACAAAACUGUGACAAAUUCGGAAUCCCUUCAAUUGCCACUUCAGAUAACUUAGUAUCCGCUCAUGAAAUGAAUCAACAGCAUUCACUGAAUCCUAUAAAAUCUUCAAAUGUCAAGCUUAGAACAUCAAUCGGUGCACCUUCAGUUUUGCGUAAUAAUACUGAAGUUCAUAAAUUUGCACCGGUAUUAAUAAAAACUGUGAAUACAGGUAACCAUUCUGCCGUUUCAGUUCACACUCCCAAUAAUAAGGCAGAUCGCGAUCAUAAAGUUAUUACUGAUAAUAGUAAUAAUCAUAACAACACUAAUAAUACCAUUAAUAACGGCACUAAUCAUAGAAUUGAUAAACACAUGAAUAUACCUCCUCCACCACCUUUACUCCCUAUGCACAUUCAUUCGGAUGUUUAUGUAGAUGGUGUAUUAUCAUCCGCUAAAUCUCCCAUCGAUUUCAACAAACAUAAGUAUUGUAAUAGUAAUAAUAAUCCUUCUUUACUCCCCGAACUGAAUCGUUCGUUUAUUACAUGUAGAACCGAUUAUGAUAUGUCACUUAUUCAAUCAAAUUAUCGUUCUCAUACCAAAUCAAUGCAUGCUUCUCUCCAAGAUUUAAUUCUUGAUGAGUUCUCUCGUGAAACACCAUGUAUUUCGGUGAGUAAUUGUCCUACUGUUACUAAAACUAAUAAAAACAGAAAUGUUUACAGUAUGUCAGAUUCUUCAUAUAGUUGUCAGUACGAGAGUAAUCCGGAUCCCCUUUUUCAACGUCACAACCACCACAAUCAUAAUCAUAAAAUUCUUCAUCCUAAUUACAUAGAUUACAGUCACCAAUUGAAUUUACCACCACGUAAACGACACUGGGAUUCAUCUAACUACAAUUCUACAACUACUAGUAAUUAUGGUGAAGAGUGCGAACCCCCCAAAUUGUCUCGUGAGUGUAAGAGUACAGACAUGGAGACCUAG
Messenger RNA from Schistosoma mattheei, 4155 nucleotides. The record is from the annotation of a GenBank genome assembly. NCBI's taxonomy places the organism in Eukaryota, Metazoa, Platyhelminthes, Trematoda, Strigeidida, Schistosomatidae.